CAGGAAGUGAGCUGCAGAAAGUGGGAAAACGUUUGUGCAACGUGAUCUGUGUAGUGUUUUUCUCCGCUUUAAAAAGUAAGCGAAGGUCAGGAAAUAUUAGCAGCUACAGGCUGAGCUCUGUGACGGGCUCAAUAAUGGCUCUGAAUAAGUCCAUGCAUCCUCGGAACCGUUACAAGGACAAACCACCUGACUUCGCUUAUCUGGCAUCCAAAUAUCCAGACUUCCAGCAGCACGUGCACACAAGCCUCACGGGAAAACCUAUAGUGAAUUUCAAAGAGCCGGAGGCGGUGCGAGCGCUGACCUGCACCCUGUUAAAGGAGGACUUUGGUUUGGCCAUCGAGAUCCCGCUGGAGCGACUCAUACCCACCGUCCCCCUGCGCCUCAACUACAUCCACUGGGUGGAGGACCUCAUUGACGGCCAGAAGCAGCCGCGCAGGGGCAUCGACAUCGGCACUGGGGCGUCCUGUAUCUACCCCUUACUGGGAGCCACAAUGAAUGGCUGGUACUUCCUCGCCACAGAGGUGGACGACAUCUGCUUUGACUAUGCUACCAAAAACGUGGAGCAGAACAACCUGUCCGACCUGGUCAAAGUUGUCAAAGUUCCUCAGAAGACUUUACUGAUGGAUGCCUUGAAAGAAGAGACAGAAAUGGUGUACGACUUCUGCAUGUGCAACCCUCCCUUUUUCGCCAACCAGCUGGAAGCAAAGGGGGUAAACUCCAGAAACUCACGCCGACCUCCUCCCAGUUCAGUGAACACGGGCGGGGUGACGGAGAUCAUGGCAGAGGGCGGAGAACUGGAGUUUGUCAAGAGGAUCAUUCAUGACAGCCUGCAGCUCAAGAAGCGCCUUAGGUGGUACAGCUGCAUGUUGGGAAAGAAGUGCAGCCUGGCACCUUUGAAAGAGGAGCUGAGGAAGCAAGGGGUGCCUAAAGUGACCCACACUGAGUUUUGCCAGGGGCGGACCAUGCGGUGGGCACUGGCUUGGAGUUUCUAUGACGACGUGGUUGUUCCGGUGAGUUUGUACAGAUUUUUUUUUGUUGUUGUUGUUAAAUGUCAUGUUCAGCAGAUUUUAGUGUUGGUAGCAGGACAGUGCAGCUACUCUGAAGGCCAAAGGAAAAAGACUCAAUCCAGUAAAAUGUCAGUUUUCCUCCUCCUCCUUCAAACCACCGUGACCGCAGGUGCUCCAGAAACCUCCCAAAACCAACUGACCACCGCAGAAAACGGCAGCAGCCAGAACGAGAACGCGGAGAGCAAAAGCACGCCUGCAGACAAGCCGGGUAAAGAAGUCGCAGAGAGCAUGACUGGGGAACAAAAAGAGGCCCCAGAAAAAGUAACAGGCGAGGAUGUGGACAUGGAGUCCUCUACCUGCACAGGAACGGGGCAGGAAGCAGACCUGAAGGAAACACCUGCUGCAGCGAGCGAACCGCCCUCGAAACGACCCGUGAGCCCCAGCACUGUCAAACACUUCUUGUUUAAGUGUCUGCUGAACGUGAUCCAGGAGCAGAGUGAUGUAGUGAUCGAGAUGCACUGGGUGGAGGGUCUGAACAGAGACCUGAUGAACCAGCUGUGCACUUACCUAAAGAACACACUUUUAAAGACUGUCGCAAAGUCCUGAUCAGCAAGUCGAGAUCUUUUCUUCUCAAAAAUUAAAAGCUUUAUUUUUUAGACAUGAUUAAUGUUAGGCUGUGUGUUGGGAAGUUUAUUUUGUAUAGCUUCUGAAAGGCAAUUCUGUAUUAGCUGUUUCUUUUAAUUCACUUUUAAGAUUUUGUAUUCUAGAGGCAAAAGUCUCCUUUCCCCCCGCUGAAAAAACACAAGCUUGUUGUAAAAAAAACAAAACAAAAUCAAUAUCACCUGUUUUAAUUAAAAUACUUAUUAAUAUACUAUACUUCAUGUCAACCAUACAACAAACAAACAAUCAUACAUAACAAGAAUCUCUAUCGCAACAAAAGUAAGGAGACACCACCUUGUAGCACUUGUCACCAAUUGAGCUUUACAAGUUAAUUUUACUGAGCUGGAAUCUUCAGGGAAAUUACUCCGAACACUCCAACCAAUGAUUCAUUUGGCCUUGCUAAUAGCUGAUAUACUCAUGGAAUCACCCAACACUGCAUAUUGUGUGUUAUAAAUUGCAAAAAUAUUUGGAAUAAAUGUACAUUUUUAUACAGAUUUUUUUUUUCCCUUUCUCAUAGUGCAUUUUUACUGAAUUGUCUUUAAUUAUGUAGUACCUGUAGAUAUCCACAAGAGGGCAGCGUCAGCUUGUCCUGUGUGUUAUGAUCCGUUGUACUCGUUGAUCUUUAAUUGUUCCUUUGUUAGAGAUUGUAUUUUAGACUCACUGUCGCUCCAGUCUGGCACGACUGUUUUAAAUAGACCCACAGACCGUGUAAUUCAGGAAGUUCCUGGAGCCCCUCGGUCUUUCCUGGAGAGCCUUUGGUAUUAUUACUCUGCUGUACCCGGUUGACUUCCUCAACAGCAUCGAGUGAAUAACAGGAAAACAUUCCCAAAAUAUGCAGGGCCACGUGUACGUAUGUGCACAUUUUCUGUUGUCAUAAGCAGAAACGCGGUUCCUGCUCGUACGACGUGCCCUGCGGUCACGGCCGGACUUUGACUCCGCCGAUGCAUGAGUCACGUGAUAUCUGCUGAAUAAAGGGCAACAACAUUAGAAGCUGGCAUUUUUGUUCUUUUGUUUUUUGUCCGCUGAUACAACAUCUUUAAAGAUUUUUAAUAUGCCUAAAAAACUUCCAGUAACUC
Molecule: messenger RNA, 2743 nt
Organism: Neolamprologus brichardi
Lineage: Eukaryota; Metazoa; Chordata; Actinopteri; Cichliformes; Cichlidae
Source: RefSeq, a predicted model, not a curated record